This is a messenger RNA of Drosophila ficusphila, 3349 nucleotides long. RefSeq names its product nose resistant to fluoxetine protein 6. Gene Ontology annotation, molecular function: acyltransferase activity, transferring groups other than amino-acyl groups. The record is from RefSeq and is a predicted model, not a curated record. Lineage: Eukaryota; Metazoa; Arthropoda; Insecta; Diptera; Drosophilidae. Bases 834 to 3083 code for a protein of 749 amino acids. The transcript is spliced from 6 exons.
CUUUACCCACAAAUCGAGUUCGCUACAUAAUUCUUUAACCGCAAUUCGCCUGUUAAUUUUGAUUACGCGCACCUUUAGUCAUAAUAAACAAUAACCUGCGAAUUAUUACGUAUGAGUGCGCUGCGAUUGUGUGUGAGUGUGUCAAAGCGAAAACGAAAGGCCAGCAACAACAAGCCGUCGAUUGUGUGUGGUCAGCAGCAGCGGCUUCGAGUUGGGUCCGAGCCCAAAUCAAUGGAAGUACCGCUGCCGGCGACGCUGCCUUUACACAUGCGCAGAGUUCACUCCAAAUAAAUAACAACUCAAAUCGAAGCUCAAGCAGAUACACUCGGCCAAAAACUCAAAGCCGUCGCCGGGCAACGAAGGCAAUCAAUUGAACCUUAGUCUCCAUUUGAGUCGCACUCCCCGCGGAAUUGGGUUGAGACUCGUCUCGUUUUUCGCUUUUUGUUUAUCUUUUUGCUGCGUUUCAAAAACUUUUACUCCCCUCGCCGUUUGUUUGUGGCCGGAGAUCCAAUACAAUCAAAAUAAAACGCAAAAUUAUUAACGCCUGUGUUAAAUGUUAAUUAUUACAUAAUUUUCCCUCGCCUCGGUUUUUGUCUUUCGCCGAUUGUUUAAACGGUAGCUGGAUCCGGGAGGGGCGAGAAGAGGAGAGGCGUGGCCAGGCGAGGUGAAUCGUAGUGCGGUGACCUUCGGCGAACGGCGGCGGCAAACAGCAAUCAAACAAGCCAUUUGAGAUAGCCAAACAAGCGCGGUCCAAAUAUCUCGGCACACUGCGCGCUCUCGUAUUAACAACAAAUAAAUAUAAAUAAGCCAAGGUGACUAAGUACCGCCGCAGCAUGGAGAUCAGGCGCACCUCUCGCCCAUAUCUAUGGGUUGUGCCGAUGCUGCUCGGCCUUUGGCUGGGUUCGGUUUUGGCCAAGGGCGCCAGCAACCAGACCGCCUCACAAACCUGGCAGCACCAGCAGCGAUAUCAAAGUCAGCUCAAUCAAUCGCAGUCGCCGCCAGAGGAACUCGAGAUUUUGGACAACACUUCAGCCAUUGUCAGUUCGCCCCAUGAAACCCAUUUGACUCGCACCUCCGUCAUCUUCGGGCUAACAAAAGUGGCCAACGAGAGCAGCGUGAGCCAGAAGUGCCACACGCAACUGAAGCAAGUGCAGCGCGGCAUUCUCGGCAAGCAGCCAUGGGCCAUGAAGGUUCUGGAUGCGUCGGGUACAAAACCCUCGGGCUUUGUAUAUGGCCAGAACUACUGGCUGGGAAGUCGGGAAGCUUGUCGCGGAGUCCAAAGACCCGUGGGCAUAACCCUGUCGAAAAACUUCGAUCGUGUGAUGCACUAUGGAAUUAUCACCCAGAAGGCGCCCUUUGACAUGGACUACAGGGUUCUAUACCUGAGCCACAGUUCCCCGUGGCAGGUGGAAAUAAAGCUGAUGUCCGAGCAGAUUAUCCACAUAGGUUUAUGCCUUCCAAGUGCCUGCGAUUCGGAGGAGGUUAAAAGUCUGGCCCGGAGUUACGUAGCUGGGGGAAUGUUCACCGAAAACGACAUCUUCGACAUUCGACCGGAAGUGGUUUAUAUGAAGGAUCUGCAGCUGAAGGAGGAAUUCUUCGAGAGAGCCAGCUUUCGACUGUUAGUAGCUUGUGUUUUGGUCACUGGAGCUCUGGUGCUCUGUGCCCAACAACUGGCGGCCACCAAAAAGCUGGAAUCUUCAACUGAGGAACCCGAUCCUAGAUUAGCUCCCGCGGAAUCGGAAGUUUGGCGUGGACUCAACUCGCUGCUUCAAUUCGAGAAACUUCAGAAGUAUAUACCCUGUUGGGAUGUACCUACAAACUGGUCGAAGAUCUUUGCCGUAAGGGAGAACUCUCCCAAUGAAAUUCCCCUGAUGAACGGUCUGCGAUCUGUGUGCGCCAUAUGGAUAAUGGUGUUCCACGUGGUGUGGUUCAUGUACUUCACAGUUCACAACAAGACGGUGCUGAUUUCGUAUGCAGAACAGGCCUUCUUCCAAUACGUUUCCUCUGCGCCCCUACUUGUUGAUGUCUUCUUUACCAUCAGUGGCUUCCUUCAAACUUUUAACUUUUUUCGGAACUCCCAGCAACUGGAGGCAGUACGUGGAAAUAGCUUCGGUGAAAAUCUGAAGCUCUUCGGCAAACUGCUCUUCCAUCGGUAUUUGCGCCUUGGACCACUUUACUUGGUAGUGAUGGCCACGGUGGACUUGGUUUACGCCUAUAUUGGCGAUGUCUCAGUCUACCACAUCAACGAGCGAUUCGAUGAGAUGUGCUCCCGCCAUUGGUGGCGAAAUCUCCUGUUUAUUCAGAACCUCUUCGAUCAUAGAGAUAUGUGCGCGAAUUGGAGUUGGUCUCUGGCCUGCGAAAUGCAGUUCUUCAUCCUGGCCAAUGCCUUGCUGUUCCUCUAUGUGAAAUAUCCCAAGGUGGUCAAAGCACUGGUGGCCUCUUCCUUCGUGGCCACUGUGGCCUGGUCCUACAGCAUCGGCGUGAGCAUCAAGUUCCAGUUGUCAUUCGACUCUGCUUUUGCCACCGGAACCGAGAUCUAUACAUCGCCCUUCGUAAGGGUCCUUCCUUAUAUUCUGGGAGCAGCCACAGCUUGGUUGCUUCUGGAAAAUCGAACCCAGUUGGAGAUGAGUGAACCCAAGGAGCGAUUCUGCUGGCACUUCGCCUUGUUGGUGUUCUUCGCCUGCAUUUACUCGACCGUCAAGAGGGACCUGGGACCUCUGAUGGCCAUCACGCUGUUUGUAAUGGGUCGCCUCUUCUUUUCGCUGAGUGUAUGCUGGAUGAUAGCGCGCAGUUGCGUUGGGCGGGGGGUGUGGUGGUCACGUCUCUUGGAGGCCAAGGGCUUCCAGCACGUCAGUCGACUGUCCUACGCCAUUUACCUCCUAAAUCCGCUGGUCAUCGCACUAUUCUACAGUUUAACCAACGCCAGUACACAUGCAGAUCCCUUCAUGCUGUGCGUGGUGACCUGCGGCUUUGCAGUCAUCGUCUAUCUGGCCUCAAUUAUCUUCUCGCUGGCCUUCGAGCUGCCCUUUAGCAAUCUUUCCAGUCUGCUAAACCGACGGCAGGGCAAGUCGAAAAGUGCCUAAAGAUGCUAGCCUUAAGUUAGAUCGUUAGGGUCAACGCACACGCCUCCAUCUGACAAUUGUGAUCGCUUUCAUGUACAACUACUCACCAUAUUCGAAUCAGUAGGCUUAGUCUUGUUUAGUCAAUGUUAAACAUAUGCUUAUCAAAAUACUUUGUACAUCGGUGGCCACCCUAUUUAGCUUAUUAAACACCUAGUUGUAGACGAGCUCUUAUACUAUAUGUAUUGUAUUUACUUAAACACUUUACCGUCCCCAAAAUAGAAUAUAGA